AUCCAUCUAACCCAGUACCCUGGGGCAAUACGGUGUCCCUGCUCGAUACUAGCCUGCCAUAUUGGAACAACCAACAAGGACACAAUCAUUGCUCAACUCAAAAUAAGUCAGAAAUGCCUAUUAAUGCUAAAGAAAGAUUGAUUCAUUAUGUCAGAAAUAUAGAGGAGCACAGAGCAAAAAGGAUUGAACUCAGAGCAAAAAAGGUUAAAACCCAAGCGGGUGACGCCCAACAAGAUGAAGCGGAUAUCCCAAUUCAUGGCAGCAAAGGAGAUGGCUGGAACGAGUUAAUUCUGCAAGGCAUGACAAUUCUUGAGAAGCUCGCGACCGACCAACAGAACUGCAGCGACAUCUGCAGCACCCCUGAUCUCCUCCCCAAGAUCAUGGCGCCUCUUCACUCUGAGACACUAAUCCAAGAUAUCAGUAUAGAUGCAUGGGCAGAUAUAGUAAACGGAUCGUUGAUAGUGGUUCACAGGCUCAUCCAUGCUCCUGAGUGGACAGGCAGAAGGGUGCACUCUGAAGUAUGUUCUAGCAAACAUGCCGUGAGCAACCUGGAGGAAAUUCUUGAUGAGGGCAAUGGAAAUGUCGUAGAACUGCAGAUGCGGGCCAUGGAGAUCCUGACAGAACUGGCUAUGGAUAUGCAAACUGAUCUCAGCAGUAAAACAAUAGUAAAUCUCAUCAAGAAGCAGCUGCAGAUCUUCCUUGCUGACGGUGAACCGGAAGAACAAGACACCAAGCUCGUCACGAAAAGGCUGAAAGUAACGGCUGGUAAAACAUUGGCACUAUUAUCCAAGACAGUAACUAUAUCUGCGCUUGUAGGGAGGGAAUAUGAGAACAUUGUUGAAUUACUUGAUGCUAAGAACACGAUUGUAUACAGAACAAUAGCAGCAGAGAUCUUGGAGAAUUUGUGUAGUCACCAUCAAAUGGACAAGGAACAUGUGAAGACUAUCUUGCUGCCAAAGCUACUCACACAAGUGUUGAACAGCCAAAGAGAACCCACAACUGAAGCAUCUCAAAGCAAUGUUUCUGCAUCGGGCGAUGAUGCAGAGCAGCAACAGCUUUCUAUACUGGGAAAUGAUGAAGAAAAACAACUUUCGGAGCACAAGAGCCAAAAUAAGUCCACCGAUCAAACAAUUGAGGAGCGAACUGCUAUGAUGGAAUUGCAAGAAGCGUUCUUAUCUCUUAUUUUGGUGAUAUGCAGCAAACAGAUCAGUGCAGAUGACCUCAACGUCGUGGCUCUAACGAUCGUCACAGCAGAAGGUGAAUUUGUGGCGAAGCUCAAGACUAUAGUAGAAGAGAACUGUGAGGCCACGGCUAACAGCCUAAGAAUUGUCAAGCUUUGCGGUCAGAUUGCUCUUACAAUGAUGCGGCGCGGCCAGUACAGCGCACACUUCAAGGAUCAGAAAUUCAUGGAGACACUGUCUAAGGCUUCGACAAUCAUGUCUAACCUUGAAAGCUGCAUGCUCUUUGCUGGUACUGACUGUGGAGCCAAGAAGACUGUCAGGCCCCUCUUCUCGGAUCUUGUGAAAGAGGCACAAGCGUUGGCUGCUUAAAAAAUGUAUUUUUAAUCAUUAUUUUCUACCAUUGUGAUGCCUUAUUUCUUUAUACUAUAUCAAACAAUUGUGUCGUCUC
Messenger RNA from Triticum aestivum (bread wheat), 1629 nucleotides. RefSeq lists its product as uncharacterized. The transcript is spliced from 2 exons. The coding region runs from base 114 to 1550 and encodes 478 amino acids. The record is from RefSeq and is a predicted model, not a curated record. NCBI's taxonomy places the organism in Eukaryota, Viridiplantae, Streptophyta, Magnoliopsida, Poales, Poaceae.